Ustilaginoidea virens is the source of this 726-nucleotide messenger RNA. RefSeq lists its product as uncharacterized. The record is from RefSeq and is a predicted model, not a curated record. Lineage: Eukaryota; Fungi; Ascomycota; Sordariomycetes; Hypocreales; Clavicipitaceae. The transcript is spliced from 3 exons. The coding region runs from base 1 to 726 and encodes 241 amino acids.
AUGUUGUCCUCGCCCGCUGCCAAGCUCUGCGCGGUGCUCCUCGCCGGCCUGGCGGGCCUUGCAGACGCGGUCACCGGCAGUGCUUCGGACAAUGCUGCCGUCUCCGUCCCCGUCCCCGUCCCCGUCCACGUCCCCGUCCACCAAGACACCGCCUCUCCGGAAGCCCAGAUCUUUGCCAAUCUCACCUUUGAGGAAUUCCAGCUCAAGGUGGAUGAGCUGCGACAGGGCAAAGUAAAGAAGCGACUUCCCCAUGGGGGGGAGCUCCUUAACUCGGCGGUUGCAAAUGAUCUACUAGAGGCCCUUCAUCACAUAUGCGGCUCUACGUUUACCUAUUGCGGAUUCGAAGUCCCGGUGGAUCAUCGAAAAUCUGACGGUACUCGUGCCAAGUUUACUGGCGAAUGGCACAUCGGCCAAAACCCUCUGAACAACAUCUAUAUAAACGAAGAGGGCCAAGGCCAUGUAAGUUUUGACUUUUCGGGCCAUGAUUCAUCCGGCUCACGUGUGAGACGCGUGGAGAAUGCCAAUAGCUGGGCGUGUAUGGGAUGCUCCCCGGGGGUGCUCAAAAUCACGCACUUUGACUCUCCAACCUUUGCUGUUGGGUUUGUCGAAGCUGCAUUAACCUUGGACCGGUCCGAGGUGCGAGUGGGAAAGACGGAAGACGCCAAAAGCUUGGCUCGACAUGUCCUGGCAACAAAUUCGAUGGUCAAGCCGUCCAGGGAGGCUUGA